Molecule: messenger RNA, 837 nt
Organism: Ostreococcus tauri
Lineage: Eukaryota; Viridiplantae; Chlorophyta; Mamiellophyceae; Mamiellales; Bathycoccaceae
Product: 26S proteasome non-ATPase regulatory subunit Rpn12
Exons: 1
Coding region: 1-837 (278 amino acids)
Biological process (GO): proteasome-mediated ubiquitin-dependent protein catabolic process
Cellular component (GO): proteasome regulatory particle; cytosol; nucleus
Source: RefSeq, a predicted model, not a curated record
AUGUCUCGAGGUCGUCAGGCCGCGUCGUCGUCCUCGGAAGGGGUGAAGAUUGGAAAGGAUUUGCUCUCCCAGGUUGUGAGCGCGAUCGAAUCUCGCGACAUGAGCGCGGCGCUCGAACGUUUGGACGACUUUAAGGUGCACGCGGCGAUGUACUUCAACGCCAUCGAUGUCUCUAGUGAAUUCAGAGCCGAUGAACUGCGACUGAGCCGUGAGGCGGCGGAGCGAGGGGUCAUGAUCAGCGCAGCGACGAAAGAUGAGGCUUCGUUCGAAAGACACGCGGCGCAGGCCAAGGCGGCGUACGAGGCGUGCGAACGAUUCCCCGAUGGGAUGAUCGAGCGUUCAGCGAAUGAACCGUUGAUAAUUGGUCUGAAUCUGCUGCGUCUGCUGGUGCAGAAUCGCAUCGCGGAGUUCCACACCGAGCUGGAGAUAACGAAUGCUGAGACGCUCGCGGAUGGGCGGGUGCAAGCCGUGCUCGAGCUCGAGCGCUUCUUGAUGGAGGGCGCGUACAACAAGAUCGCAGCGAAUCGAGGAGCACUUCCGGAUCCGAGCUACGAACACUUCAUGUCCAUGCUCAUGGAUACCGUGCGAGACGAAAUUGCGAGUUGUGCGCAGAGCGCGUACGCGAGACUGUCGCGCGACGACGCAACGAGACUGUUGGGAUUCUCCAGUGCCAGUGAAUUCGAGGUUUACGCUAGAUCUCGGGAAUGGACGAUCGACGGUAACGGAACGGUUAUAUUCAAUGAGGAAAUCGCCCCAGCGAGCGCGAAAGACAUCCCGAGCGCUUCGUUGAUUAGUCAGACUUUGCUGUACGCAAAGGAACUCGAACGUAUUGUGUGA